AUGACCAAGAAGCGCCGCACGGCUCGCAAUCCGACAUUGGACUGGGCUGGAAUGUUCCAGGUCCUUCGCAUCGCCUGGAUGCCCCGCCAGCACCGCGCGGAGAACACUCGCUCUGGACUCAACACGAUGGUGAUCGUUAUGCUUGGCCCUGAUCUGCAUUUGGAUUGGAGCGACCCGUUCGCCAGACCGGAAGACAAUCCGCUGUACGAGCUUGAUGUCCCCUCGACCGAUCCAGACCAUAAAAAGAAAAAUUCCGCCGCGCUGAGGGAGAAUUUGAGGCUACGCCAAUACACUGGUCCUCUAAAUACCUGGGCGACGGAAUUGGACGGUUUCCACAGGUUCGCCAUCGAGAAGGGAAGGACGCAGCUCAUCCCCCAGCUAGAGCGCGCCAACCAGCUUGAUGCCGCCCAGAAAGCUCGGGUGCUUGAAGAACGCAUCUUCGCCUCCCACUUCAACCUACCCCUAGAUUCCGAUGGGCUGAGCAAGGAAUUGAAUAUUCCCAGAGCAGAGGUC
Molecule: messenger RNA, 513 nt
Organism: Mesorhabditis spiculigera
Lineage: Eukaryota; Metazoa; Nematoda; Chromadorea; Rhabditida; Rhabditidae
Source: the annotation of a GenBank genome assembly